Molecule: messenger RNA, 4525 nt
Organism: Setaria italica (foxtail millet)
Lineage: Eukaryota; Viridiplantae; Streptophyta; Magnoliopsida; Poales; Poaceae
Product: DEAD-box ATP-dependent RNA helicase 40
Exons: 8
Coding region: 265-4338 (1357 amino acids)
Cellular component (GO): ribonucleoprotein complex; nucleus; cytoplasm
Molecular function (GO): protein binding; RNA helicase activity; ATP binding
Source: RefSeq, a predicted model, not a curated record
AUCGUGUGCCAGGCCAGAGCAAACAAUUCUACUCAGUUCCCUUCCUUCUCCCCCUCCCCGCGGCCGCUAGGGUUUUAUCCCGCUCGCACGCUCGCUCGCUGGCUGCUCCCUCCCGGGGAAGGAGGCGCCGGAGGCCUCGCGCUUCGAUCCCCCGUCUGGGGCCCUUCGAUUCCACCUCUUAACCCGGGCAAAAGAGCAUUAUGGUCGCUGCAUAGGUGGGCAGGCAGGCAUUGGGAGAAGAAGAAGGCUCUUCUCUUGCUUGACAUGGCGGCUCAGGAGGCCGCCGCAGAUGCAUUGGGCCCUCGGUUUGCCCCUGAUGACCCGACUCUCCCUGCGCCCUGGAAAGCGCUGAUCGACGGGGCAACGCUGUACUACUGGAACCCGGAGACGAAUGUGACCCAGUAUGAGAAGCCGGGUGCUGCGGCGGCAGCACCCCCCUUGCCGGCGGGUCCUCCGCCAACGAUCCCUGCGCAGGUUCCGGAACCCGCACCAGGGGCUUUUUCACAGCCUGGCAUGCAGUUUGGCCAAGCUGGUCAGGGGGCGCACCAGGAGCGACCAGGACAGGCAACUUAUCCUCAGGCUGGCCAGCUUGGGCAGCAGCAGCAGCAGCAGACUCAACAGCCAGCGCAGCAGCAACCUUUUCAGCACGUGCCUCAACAGCAACCUUCGUUUCAGCAAGCGCUGUAUCAGCAACAGCAGCCACACAUGCCAAAUCAGCCACCUCAAUACCCCAACCCGCAUCCUCAACACAUGCCGUACCAGCAGGGUCCUUACAACAUGCAACCCCAGCAGCAACAGCAAGGACCGCCAUAUCCGUAUCAGGCAGACAAGCAGCCACAAAUGCCGCAACCUGCCUACCAUCAAACACAGCAGCCACCGAUGCCACAAGCUGCCUACAAUCAAGGUCAGCAGCCACCGAUGCCGCAAUCUUCCUACAGUCAAGGUCAGCAGCCCGUGAUACCACAAUCUGCCUACAAUCAGGCUCAACCGCCGCAAAUGCCACACGGUGCAUAUAACCAAAGCCAGCAGCCGCAAGGAAUGAGGAUUCCUCAAAAUCAAGUGCAACACCCUCAACAAUCUAUGAGCUUUCACCACCCUGCCCAGGCUCCACAGUUACCGCAAGUUUCUCAAUCUCAAGGACUUCAAAUGCCCCCUCAACAAGGCCAACUGCUGCAUGGAUUGCAGUUCUCUCAGCAUGGAAAACAGCCACUGUCACAUGGGCAACAAAGUCCAUUGUUGAAGGAUGAUGAUUCAGGAGGUCAUGAAGGCAAGAGGACUGGCUUUUCAUUACCACUUAGUCAGCAGCGUGGCCAAGCUCCUAUUUCAAACCAGCAGUUACCUUCUAGUCAUCAACAUCCAGGAGCUGUUAAUCAGCCAAAUGUACCUGGAGUCGGUGGGCCAUUGUAUCCUGCAAAGCAUCUUCAUGGUGGAUCAUCUCCGGCCGAGACUAAUAACAUGGGUUUUAUGAACUCACCUGCUCAAAUGCAUCAAGGUGCAGUGGAUACGAACUACCGGCAACAACCGGUUAGCAGCCAUGCAGUUCCAAAUCAUGUUGGUCCAUCACCAGUUCGUCCUCUGAUGGGUUUCGAGAUGGGUAAUAGUGAUGGUCACUUUGAAAGGGAUGAUCCUCACUCCUAUGGAAGGUUUGAUGGAGCAAAUGCUCUCCAGCAGCAGCCAAAGCUUGCUGCUAUUCCGCCUUCACAAAAUCCCCUGCAGGGCAUGCGAAAUGGCCCGCCUUAUCCUCGGCCAGACAAUUUUGGUGGUUAUAACAUGGCACCUCCACAUCCAGUGCCAAAUCCACAUAAUCACGGUCCAUUGCCGAUUGGAGCUUCUAUGAGACCGCCAUCAACAAUGUUUGCUCCCCCAGAUUUCACAGGCAUACCUUCAGCUGAUGCAUACCGUCAGCACCAUGAAGUCACUGCUAUGGGUGAGAAUGUUCCUGCUCCAUUUAUGACUUUUGAGGCUACUGGAUUCCCUCCAGAGAUCCUGAGAGAGAUCCACGCAGCUGGCUUUUCAAAUCCCACUCCAAUUCAAGCUCAAACAUGGCCUGUUGCACUGCAAAACCGGGACAUAGUAGCUAUUGCCAAGACAGGGUCUGGAAAGACACUGGGGUACCUAAUUCCGGCUUUUAUACAUUUGAGGAGAUGCCAAAACAAUCCGAUGUUGGGUCCUACAGUGUUGGUUUUAGCCCCUACUCGUGAGCUUGCUUCACAAAUACAAGAUGAAGUAGUCAAGUUUGGUCGAUCAUCUAGAGUCUCCUGCACAUGCCUAUAUGGUGGUGCUUCAAAGGGUCCUCAGCUAAGAGAACUUGAGCGUGGAGCAGAUAUUGUGGUAGCAACACCAGGACGUCUUAAUGAUAUUCUGGAGAUGAAGAAGAUUAGCCUCCAUCAGGUUUCAUUACUUGUGCUUGAUGAGGCUGACCGUAUGCUUGACAUGGGUUUUGAGCCACAGAUACGGAAGAUUGUGGAUGAGAUUCCUCCUGCUAGACAGACUCUGAUGUAUACUGCCACAUGGCCCAAGGAGGUUACAAAAAUAGCAGGGGAUUUACUCAGAGAUCCUGUCCAGGUCAACAUUGGCAGCAUUGAUGAACUUGUUGCCAACAAAUCAAUCACUCAGUAUGUGGAGGUGGUUCCACCUAUGGACAAGCAGCGACGCCUAGAGCAGAUCCUGAGAGAUCAAGAAAGGGGUUCAAAAAUCAUCAUAUUCUGCUCAACUAAGAAAAUGUGUGACCAACUUGCUCGUGGCAUUGGUCGCAGUUUUAAUGCUGUAAGCAUUCAUGGUGAUAAAUCACAGGCUGAAAGAGAUAAUGUUCUCAAUCAGUUUCGAACUGGCAGGGCUCCAAUAUUGGUAGCCACAGAUGUUGCUGCUCGUGGACUUGAUAUCAAAGAUAUCAGAGUGGUAAUCAAUUAUGACUUUCCAACUGGGAUAGAGGACUAUGUGCAUCGUAUAGGGCGUACAGGAAGAGCUGGGGCAACUGGAGUCUCAUACACAUUCAUCUCUGAACAAGAUUGGAAACAUGCUGGUGAUUUGGUGAAACUCUUGGAAGGUGCUAACCAGCAUGUUCCUCCACAGCUGCUGGACAUGGCUGCACGAGGUGCUACUGGAGGUCCAAGAAACCAGGCUACUGGAAUGAGUCGCUGGGAUGGGCCUGGUGGUGGUCGUUUUGAACCAGCUGUUGGUGGCCCUGUUGGUUAUGGUGGAGUUAGGGAGGGCCCUGGAGGCUUUGGCAGUCGUGAGGGCCCUGGAGUCUUCAGCAGUCUUGAGGGCCCAGGCGGAUUUGGUGGUCGAGAAAGCCCAGGCGGGUUUGCUGGCAGGGAAGGCCCUGAUGGAUUUGGCGGACGGGAUGGUUUUGGUGGGCGGGAGGGUCCUGGUGGCUUUGGUGGAAGGGAGGGUCCUGGUGGCUUCGGUGGCAGAAAGGGCCCAGGUGGCUUUGGCGGACGGGAUGGCCCUGGGUCCAGUGGUUUUGGAGGUAGAGGGGGGCGUGGGUCUGGUGGUAGAGGCGGAGCAAGCCCUGGUGGCUUUGGUGGUCGUGGUGGCAGGGGUGAUUCUCCUGGUUUUGGUGGGCGUGGCAGGGGUGAUUUUUCAGGUUUUGGUGGGCGUGGUAGGGGUGAUUCUCCCGGUUUUGGUGGACGAGGUAGGGGAGAUUUCUCUGGUGGACGUGGUGGCAGGGGCCGUGGAUUUGGCGGGAGGGGACGUUCUGACCGAGGUCCACAUGACCGGUAUGUCUCAGAUGGCCGGGGAAGAUAUGAUAACCGUCGAGGAUUUGGCGACAAGGAUAGGGACCGGAGCUACAGCCGCAGCCCGGAUAGAGGCAGAUCACGAGGCUAUGACAGAAGAAGUGAUAGCAGGAGCCUUAGUAGGAGCAGAAGCCGCAGCAGGAGCUGGUCACGUAGUAGGAGCCGCAGCAGGAGCUGGAGCCGUAGUCGGAGCCGCAGCGGCAGUCAUAGUCGCAGCAGGAGCAGGAGCCGUGACCAUGGUGCAGCACCAGAACGCAGGCCCCGAGCAAGGUCCGGAUUCGAUGUGCUGCCACCAGCAACUGGAGCAGCUGGACCUGCUUUAACCGGACCUGCACCUGUCCCUGUACCUGGAUCAGCAAUACCCCCUGUUCCUUCACUUCCACAUGCACAAUCACUCACUGAUACAUCUGCAAUGUCGCCAAUGUCACCCGGUGGACUGGUCCAGCCGGCUGCUGCACCAUUAAACGGCAUGAAUGAUGGUAACUUCAGCGGUCCACAUGCUGGUCAACCUUUCCAUGGGACUGACGCUGCAAUACCCAGUUUUCCUGCCGCCGAAACAUUUCCAGGCUCUGUAGCUCAGCAGGCAGCUCCUGAUGUGUAAUGAGACUAAUAUUCACUAUUGUACUGCCUUUUUCCCUCUCUUUAAGUCCACUGUACAAUGAUGAAUGAGUUUCUUGCAGAACAGGGGUAGUUUCGAUGAGUUGAUGAUGUUUCCUGGAGAUGACAUGGUUUUGUAUGCUCUUGUUUGUGCUGAGAAGAAGCAAAAGAAGUCGUUUAAUUUAUUGCAA